AUGGCGGCUACUAAUACGGGCGCGAAAUCGAGCUCCGCGGCGGAUUCUUACGUAGGGAGCUUGAUUAGUUUGACAUCCAAGAGCGAGAUCAGAUACGAAGGGAUCCUUUACAAUAUUAAUACAGAGGAAUCUAGUAUUGGACUGCAAAACGUCCGAUCAUUUGGAACUGAAGGAAGGAAAAAAGAUGGUCCGCAAGUUGCUCCAAGUGACAAAGUUUACGAGUACAUACUGUUCCGUGGAACUGAUAUCAAGGAUUUGCAAGUCAAAGCUUCUCCACCAGUUCAGCCUCCACCUACUAUAAAUAAUGACCCUGCUAUCAUUCAGUCUCACUACCCUGGUCCGAUGCCAACAUCGAGUAGCUUGCCUUCUACCGCGAGUGGGUCACUGCCUGACAUUAGUCCUCUCAAUGCACAACCUGGACAACAUCAGAUGGGAUUUCAAAACGGAAUGCCUUUGUAUCAACCUGGCGGGAAUCUUGCUUCGUGGGGAGCAUCACCACAACCGCCAAUGUACUGGCCAGGAUUCUACACCCCUCCACCUCCCAAUGGCCUUCCCCAAAUGCAUCAACAGUCUCUGAUUCGACCCCCUCAUGGGCUGCCAAUGCCCAGUUCUCUGCAGCCGCAGCCCCUGCAAUAUCCUAACUUUAAUGCCCCUCCACCUACUGGUUCAUCAAAUUUGCAGGGUUCAAGCUUGCCAGAACCACCCUCUUCAUUGUUUCCUUUUAGUACCAGUUCUCAGAAUCUAGCACCGGGUUCAUUGCCUUUCUCUGGCCUACCUAUGCCGCUGUCUUCCGGCCUGCAAUCAGCACCAUCUCCUUCAUUAGCUUCAGAGAUGGCACCUCCUUUGCUUUCGAACAAAGCUCCUAGUGCUUUGCCUCCUACCCUACCUCAGGAUACUGAUUUGCUUUCCUUUUCUACGAGAGCCACCGAAACAAGUGCUGGCCUUCCACUGUCUAACAAGCCUAGUGUAGUUACUGGUCCAAUUUCUGUGCCGCAGACAAUACCGUUAACAACUGCUCCUGUUACUGGAGUUUCUAGUUCCAUUAGCCAAGAUAAGCCAAAACCUUUGUUGGUUACUCCUGGCCAACUGCUGCAGUCUGGAUCUGCUGCAGUCUCUUUGUCCCCACCCUCUAAAAAUGCUGAUAAAGAUGUCGAGGUGGUUCAAGUAUCAUCAUCAGCUGGGUUGGAACAAUAUGUUCCAGUUUCAUCAGAAGCCCAACCUCCAAUACUGCCAUUGCCUUCCUCUGCAAGGCCAACCCAGAAGGUUUUAGACUCACAUAAUUUUUGCAAUUUUUAUAUCCACUCGUCAGCUCUUUAA
Molecule: messenger RNA, 1317 nt
Organism: Arabis nemorensis
Lineage: Eukaryota; Viridiplantae; Streptophyta; Magnoliopsida; Brassicales; Brassicaceae
Source: the annotation of a GenBank genome assembly